Messenger RNA from Drosophila persimilis, 884 nucleotides. RefSeq names its product purine nucleoside phosphorylase. Gene Ontology annotation, cellular component: cytosol. Gene Ontology annotation, biological process: nucleoside metabolic process. The transcript is spliced from 2 exons. NCBI's taxonomy places the organism in Eukaryota, Metazoa, Arthropoda, Insecta, Diptera, Drosophilidae. Gene Ontology annotation, molecular function: S-methyl-5-thioadenosine phosphorylase activity. Bases 4 to 870 code for a protein of 288 amino acids. The record is from RefSeq and is a predicted model, not a curated record.
GACAUGGAAAACAAUUUAGCACCGAUAAAUGAAGAUCCUUUCCCAAUUAAAAUUGGAAUAAUUGGAGACGCUGAUCUGGAUACAACAAUCUCACUACAAGAUCGAAUGGAAUAUGCUGUAUGUACGCCUUUUGGAAAACCUUCUGACAUUAUAAUUGAAGGCUUAAUCGAUGGCGUAAAAUGUGCCCUUCUCUGUAGAAAUGGCCGUUUGCAUGAUAUCAUGCCGACAAAUAUUAACUAUAGAGCUAACAUUUGGGCCAUGCGUAAAUUAGGAUGCACUCACAUCUUGGUAACCCACAGCCUUAGUUCUUUGCGGGAGGAUAUUAUGCCAGGAGACUUUGUCGUGCCACACGAUUUAAUAGAUCACACAACAAGGCGUGCUCAGACUUUCUAUGAUGGUACACUGGGCAGUCCCUUUGGUGUCUGUCAUCUACCAAUGUAUCCUGCAUUUUGCGAGCGUACAAGGCAGCAUCUUCUAAAUGCUGCACAAGAACUUGACCUCGCCACGCACUCCAAGGCAACAGUUCUUACACUCGAAGGACCUCGCUAUUCGACACUUGCUGAAAACAAUAUAUAUCGCAAAUGGGGAGCAGAUCUGCUCAGUAUGACUCUGUCUCCUGAAGCCACCUUGGCCAAGGAAGCGGGCAUAUUAUAUGCCUCGAUAGGGCUGGUUACUAACAUUGAGUGCUGGUGCGCAAACCAACCAAUUGCAACUACCCAUGAAAUAAUAUAUGUUUUUAAAAACAAAGUGGAAAAACUCCAACAGGUACUGAGCAAAGCAAUAACAAAUAUUUCAAAAGAGGACUGGUCUGAAGAUAUUUUGAAAGCUAAGAUAUUGGUGUGCAGUAAUUUUGCAAAUCGAAAUAAAUAAAAUUAUCGUGAAAA